CCCUUCCUCCAACCUGCUGUCAUCUGUCAGUCCGCCAAACGCUUGAGUUGAUCCAACGCGUUUAGGAUCAGUAGCGUUUGCGUGCCACACCCACUCGUUUUCAAAGACUUUACUUUGGUCCAACCAUCGGACCCCACACUCAUUAGCUUUUCGCCGCCGCUCUUUACUUGCUCUCUUCGAUUUCGUUUCGUUUCGUUUCGGAAUCGACAACAACAACAACCAUAUAAUAAUAUACCCUUGAGCUGAAACAAAAAAUGCGCGCCACCUCUCUUGCAGCUUUCUUAUACCCCUUCGCAUUCAUCGGUUCCUCCCUCGCUGCUUCCGCAGACCAGUGGAGGGGCCGCUCAAUAUACCAAAUUAUCACGGAUCGCUACGCACUCCCCGCUGGCGCAGACACGAACGCAUGUAACACUACCGACCAGACGUGGUGCGGUGGCACCUGGAACACUAUUCGCGAGAACUUGGAUUAUGUCCAGAAUAUGGGAUUCACCGCCAUCUGGAUCAGCCCCACAUCGCAGAACUACGACGGGCCGCGGACGACGUAUGGGGAUGCUUACCACGGUUAUUGGAUCGCGGACGCGAGCCAGUUGAACGACCGUUUCGGGACGUCGGACGAUCUGAAGGCUCUUUCGGCGGAGUUGCAUAGCAGGGGGAUGUACCUCAUGGUCGACAUCGUAGCGAACAACGUCAUGGCAACAUCCACAACACCCGACUACUCCCAGUUCAUGUUCAAAGAUGAGGCGCAGUAUCACAGUUAUUGUCCGAUCGAUUGGAAUAAUGAGACGUCGAUCGAGAAUUGUUGGCUUGGCGACACGAACGUCCCCCUGCCCGACGUGAACACCCAAGACCCGGACGUCGUCAGUGGGUACGCGAGCUGGAUACAGAGUUUCGUGCAGGAAUAUGAGGUGGAUGGGUUGAGGAUUGAUGCCGCGAAACACGUGCAUUAUGAUUUCUGGACUUCGUUCUGUGGGUCUGCGGGCGUGUUUUGUAUGGGCGAGGUGUUCGGGGAUGAUAUAGGCCUCGCAGCAACCUACCAAUCCUCGAUGGACUCCGUGCUCAACUAUCCGAUGUACGACGCGCUCGUGGAAGGAUUCGCGAUUCCCGGACCGGGGAAUAUGACGGCCGUGACGGAGACGUUGGUGGCGUUGCAGGGGCAGAUGAAGGACGCGACAGUGCUAGGCAAUUUCCUCGAGAACCAGGAUGUGGAGCGAUGGGCGAGCAUGUCGAGUGAUCCCGUCUCGUUGCAUAAUGCUAUGGUGUUCAAUUUCAUGUCUGACGGAAUUCCGAUCAUGUAUUACGGCCAGGAACAGGGCUUGACGGGCAGUGGCGAUCCUUACAACCGUGGCCCGCUCUGGACUUCUGGCUAUGCGAUGACGGAGACGUAUAACCUCACCGCGACUGUCAAUAUGAUCCGCAACUACCUCACCAACCAGACCGACUGGGCGAAGACGCCGGCACAGGUACUCACCACCGAGCCGGACGGGAUCGCGAUCAUGAAAGGGGAGGUGUUGAGUAUUUUGACGAAUAUCGGGUCGCCUCCUCAGAACGAUAGCGUCAAGGCGUACACAUCCUGGGAGGAGAGUUUUUCCACGACAGACGUCCUCUCCUGCACGCAAUACGCCGUCGGCUCGAACGGGACCGUCCAAGUGAACUACAACAAGGGCGGAAAACCCGUCAUCCUCGUCCCGGACGAGAUCGUGAACAAGGCGGGGAUGUGCGGGUCGUUGAUCGCGAGCACGAGGACGGGGAGUUCGGAGGCGGGGACGAGUGGGGCUGGGCGGAGGGUCUCGCUGGCCGGUGUAGGAUGGGGAGGAUGGGGUGUGGUGGUGGGAUUGGGGAUGAUGGGGGUUGUGAGUGGGUUGUUGUGAUUAGUUCCAGUGAUGGGUUGAUGGUUUGGUGAGUAGGCCCUAAGGUCGGUUUUAAUGGUGUCGUCAGCCGGUUUGUUCGUUCGUGGUGGUCAUGUUGUCUCUGGUGCAUACUCUCCUUUCCCCCCGCUCCGUCCUUUCUCUGCGCUCCCUCAUUCCUCCAUGUCCUCCCCGCUUUCCAGACAUCUACUCUACGCUCUUUGUUCCAUCUCAUCCAUACCACGUUGUCGCUGUUGCUGUUCAAACAUUCACUGUUUGUUGUCUGUCUGCCUGUUCAUCUGUCUGUCUAUCUGUCCUUGAUCUGUCCGUGGAUUUUGUUUGUUGUGUAUCGUUUUGCGUUGGCGUUGGCGUUUUGUUUGUUUGGUCUCUUGGUCCCGUUUUCUUAAAUAGGUGUUCGUGAUAGUUUCUCUUUGGUUCGUUUCGGUUAGUCUUUUUGGAUUCGCAGUGGAGAUGGGACGGCCCGGGGUUGAUGCCAGUGGAAUCCCUUUUCAAUUUCGGCUGGGUACCUGGUCCCUUAGGAGCAGGUUUUGACAUGAUGCCGAAAACCGAGGUUUCGCUCAAUUUGGUAGCUGUUACCUUCCCUAUUUAGUUAGU
Messenger RNA from Stereum hirsutum FP-91666 SS1, 2459 nucleotides. Its product is annotated as glycoside hydrolase family 13 protein. Gene Ontology annotation, molecular function: alpha-amylase activity; calcium ion binding. NCBI's taxonomy places the organism in Eukaryota, Fungi, Basidiomycota, Agaricomycetes, Russulales, Stereaceae. Bases 255 to 1868 code for a protein of 537 amino acids. The transcript has 15 exons. The record is from RefSeq and is a predicted model, not a curated record. Gene Ontology annotation, biological process: carbohydrate catabolic process.